AUGUUAGAUGCUAAAGAGACUUUAUUAACGCUCACGGUAGCAAGUGAUUGCACCGAUGGAUUCCAAAGAUUUAAUCGGUCAUGCAGAAUUUACGAUUUAAAUUGCAAGAUUCUUGGUAUGAACAAAAUAUGGAAAGGUGGCAGCAUGGAAUUUCCAGGUGGAGGCUAUAAAAUUAAUCUCUUAAGAAGAGAACUCGAGCGUUUAAAAGACAAGGAUGAUAUUAUAAUCGUUACAGAUAGUUAUGAUGUCAUCUAUACCGCUGGAACUCAAGAAAUAUUGGAAAAGUUUCAUCAAUUUAAUGCUAAUGUAGUUUUUGGUGCGGAGCCAUAUUGCUGGCCCAAUCAGGAAUUAGCUAGUCAUUACCCAGUGGUUUCGUCUGGAAAACGAUUCUUAAAUUCUGGCGGCUUUAUCGGUCAUGCAAGAACAAUUUACGAAAUAAUCACCUAUCGGUCAAUUGAAGAUAGUGAUGAUGAUCAGCUAUACUAUACCGAGAUUUAUCUCGAUUCAAAAUUGAGGGAUAAGUGGAAUAUUAAACUUGAUCAUAAAAGUGUCCUAUUUCAUAAUCUCAAUGGUGCUCAAGAGGAAGUCAAUCUAAUUCCAGACAAUGGUGGUAAAUAUCGAUUAUUUAAUGAAGUCUAUCAAACUUUACCUAUUGCAGUUCACGGCAAUGGACCUACUAAGGAAGUGAGCUUAAAUUAUUUUGGCAACUAUUUGGCAAAUUAUUGGAGUUUUAAUGACGGAUGUAUAGCAUGUAAAGAGAACACCAUUGAACACUUAAAGAAAGACCAUUAUCCAAGGCUUUCUCUCGCUAUAUUCAUCCACAAAUCUGCACCGUUUACGGAUGUAUUUCUGCAAAGAUUAUCAAAUCAGCAAUAUCCAAAAGAUAAAAUUGAUUUAUUUCUUCAUAUAAGUAUUGACCACCAUUUGAAAGAUACUCUUGUAUGGUGGAAGAAAUAUUCCUCGCUUUAUGCUAGUCAAGAGCUAAUUGUACCAUCAGAUAAGAUCAAUCCAAGUAAAGCAAGAAAUUUAGCCAUGGAACAAUGUCAAUCCUCCAACUGUGAAUAUUUCUUCUCGAUCGAAAAUGAUUGUAUGUUAACAAACAAUGAAACAUUUAAAUUGUUAAUGCACUAUAACAGCACUAUAGUGUCACCUUUACUGUUUAUAUCCGGCCGGCUAUGGUCCAAUUUUUGGGGAGCUAUUGAUCAGAAUGGGUAUUAUGCAAGGUCGAAGGAUUACAUCGAUAUUGUUGAAGGUAGAAAGCGAGGAAUUUGGAAUGUUCCUUACAUUCGAGGGGCUUAUAUGAUCAAUAAAAGUCAUUUAAAGAUGCCAGAUCUAGCUUUCGAUGAAGAAGGUGACUUUGAUAUGAAGUGGUGUGCAAAAAUGCGAAAAUCGGGUACCUUCAUGUAUGUUAAUAAUAUGCAAAUAUUUGGUCAUUUACUAAAUUUAAAGAGCUAUUCUAUAGAUCAUUUGCAUAAUGAUUUAUAUCAAAUCAUCGACAAUCAACCUGAUUGGGAAGCAAAGUAUAUACACGAGAAUUACUCAAUCAAUUUGAGGGAUGAUCAUGAAAUUCAAAUGCCAUGCUCCGAUGUCUAUUGGUUUCCAGUUGUAUCUGAAAUUUUUUGUAAACAUCUGGUGGAGGAAAUGGAAAAUUUUGGCCAAUGGUCCGCCGGAGGCCAUAAAGAUAGUCGGUUGGAUGGAGGCUAUGAAAAUGUUCCGACGCGCGACAUUCAUUUGAAACAAAUCAAUUUAGAACAGCAAUGGCUCUAUUUUUUACAGAAAUAUAUCGUCCCUAUACAAGCUAAAGUUUACCCCGGAUUUUAUUCCAAAGGCCAUGCUUUUAUGAAUUUUGUUGUAAGGUAUCAUCCUACAGGGCAGCCAUCACUGCGCCCUCACCAUGAUGCAUCGACCUAUACCAUUAAUAUUGCACUAACGAGGGCAGGAAUAGAUCAUGAGGGUGGAGGUUGUCGAUUUCUAAGACAAAAUUGUAGCGUUGUUAACACUAUGCUUGGAUGGUCUCUGAUGCAUCCAGGCAGAUUAACCCAUUAUCAUGAAGGAUUACCAACUACUAAAGGGACAAGAUAUAUUAUGGUCUCGUUUAUUGAUCCUUGA
This is a messenger RNA of Trichoplax adhaerens, 2109 nucleotides long. RefSeq lists its product as uncharacterized. The transcript is spliced from 21 exons. Gene Ontology annotation, biological process: peptidyl-lysine hydroxylation. Lineage: Eukaryota; Metazoa; Placozoa; Uniplacotomia; Trichoplacea; Trichoplacidae. The coding region runs from base 1 to 2109 and encodes 702 amino acids. Gene Ontology annotation, cellular component: endoplasmic reticulum. Gene Ontology annotation, molecular function: iron ion binding; procollagen-lysine 5-dioxygenase activity; L-ascorbic acid binding. The record is from RefSeq and is a predicted model, not a curated record.